Messenger RNA from Symbiodinium sp. CCMP2592, 540 nucleotides. Lineage: Eukaryota; Dinophyceae; Suessiales; Symbiodiniaceae. The record is from the annotation of a GenBank genome assembly.
AUGUCUGUUCGCGAAGUGCUGUCUCUGGUGUGGAGAGAGCACUUUUUUCUGCAUCAUCGAUUCGAUGAAGCAGUGGAGCCGCUCCAGACAGAGGGCUGGACAUCCCAGGGAGUCUAUUUUCAUUGGGGCGCCAUGACGCGGCAGCUUCUACUGUCGGGCUGUGUGCCGCCUCAGGAUCGCCUGCAAGCUCGCUUACAACUUCAACGAGCCGGACGACUCUUCGCAUCCAAAGGGGCAGUUCGACUACGGGACCGGUGCCGUAUCACGGCGGAGCUGCUGAGGCACGACGGUCUUGACGCGGUGCCCGGCUUCUACACCACGUGUCUGCCUGACAUGCGCAUGGGGGAGCGUGUCAAUCACGGCUCCGACGUCUCGGCUAUGGCGACCUGGGCUCUGCACAAUCACCUGAUCGGGAGUCUGGACCAGACGAAGCUGGCCACGUAUCAGCGCAUCAGGCGAGAGAUAGAAAGACUCGAGAAUGAGGACAACAGCGACCCCUUCGACGAGGAGUCGGAGGAGAGCGACGGCAUCGUCGAUUAG